AGCGAACUAAGUUACAUUUUGACUUUUUUGAUACCGAUGUGUAGAAGAGGUACUAUUUCGAUUGUUACCGUUUCAAUAACUUUAACUUGAACGUGAGCUGCGUGUCUCCUUUCUCCCCACUAAAAACUCAUUUUCUACUUAUUCCCGUAGCGACAUUUUGAAAACAAAAACAUCAUGGAAGACCCCAACCGCAAGAAUUUCCUGGAGAAGAAGAUCGACAAUGAUCUGGCACCGGGUGGUCGCUCGCACGGGAAAACCGUGACCACGCGGUUCCCCCCGGAACCGAACGGGUAUCUGCACAUCGGGCACGCGAAGUCCAUUCUGCUGAACUUCGGCUUGGCGAAAAAGUACGAUGGGCAGUGCAACAUGCGGUUUGACGACACAAACCCGGUGACUGAGGAAACGGAGUACGUGGAAAGCAUACUACAGGACGUAUUUUUUCACAUAUCUUCAAAUAGUAGUUUUUGGUGCUGUCUUUUUCUUUCAGUUUCUGAUAUUCUGAAGCGAAGUUGCUGCAAAAAUGUUCUUCUUUCGCACUAUGCAUAAAAUCGAGCUCUACUCAACAUCAAACGCAAACCGCUACCGCUGUCCCCAUGAACAGGUCGAGUGGGUCUGCGAGGCACUGGAGCUUCCCUGGGUGAAGCACGGCGAGAAGCCAUGGCGAGACAAUUUGUUCUACGCGUCGGACUACUUUGACUUGAUGUUUCAGUACGCCAAAGAGCUUAUCGAAGUCGGCAAGGCCUACGUGGACUCCCAGACGCCCGAGGAGGUAAAAACCAGCCGCGAAAACGGGACCAACAGCCCCUUCCGAGAAAGGUCCGUGGCGGAAAACAUGAAGCUCUUCGAAGAAAUGCAGGAGGGAAAGCAUCCAGAAGGUAUAGGUUUCUUAAGCGUGCGCUCCUACAUGAUGGAAAGAUCCAUGAAACAUGACACGAAGAGAACGAGAAGUCGAUUGCAGCACGCCGACCUAAAUACCAUAUGUUGCAACAUGAAAUUGAAAAAUCUCUCAAACCGCAUCUAUCAACCAGGCACCCUGCUCCUCCGCGCGAAGAUUGAUAUGCAGUCGCCGAAUUUUAACCUUCGCGACCCGCCAAUCUACCGGAUUCGGUUUGCGGACCACCACCGCACGGGGUCGAAGUGGAAAGUCUACCCAAUUUACGACUUCGCCCACGGCCAGGAGGACGCGAUCGAGCACAUCACGCACAGUAUCUGCACGCUGGAGUUCGAGAACCACAACAUUCUCUACCGCUGGUUCAUCGAAAACAUCCCCUCCAUCCCGUCCCGACCGGAGCAGACGGAAUUUGCUAGGUUGAAUUUGGUUGGUGCGGUCACCUCGAAGCGGAAAUUGCUUCGCUUGGUAAACGAAAAGCGAGUCAUGGGCUGGGACGACCCGCGAUUGAUGACCAUCUGCGGGCUCAGAAGAAGAGGAGUCAGGCCGCAAGGUAUGUGGAGAUGAUGAAGUUCCCCGGAUUUUUCAACGCUACUCUCGUUUAGCACUUGCUAGGAACCUGUCUUGGGUCCUUGUUAUUUUCCAAAUAAGACGCCGACCUUACAGAAUUUGUUUUUUGAUACAAAGCAUCACAUUUUUCUGAUUUCCCCGCCCAGGUAUCAAGCGUUUCUGCGACACGGUGGGCGUGACAAACACGGACAGCAUGCAGAAUAUGGGUCUCUUAGAGGAGAGCAUCCGGUUAGAUUUAGACCCGAUCUCCAGCCGCAGAAUGGUGGUGCUAGACCCGUUGGAGGUGGAAGUCAAAACGUAUUCCACUACGGAAACCAUCCCGGACUGCGCCAGCCACCCGAGCGAUAAAUCCUUCGGCGCGCGGGCUUUGUCUUUCUCGAGCAAAAUCUUCAUUGACCGAGAAGACUUCCAGGAAAACGCACCCGCGGACUUCUACCGCUUCUCGAAAGUCGGGGGCGAGGUAUUGGAUUUGAAACAUGAUCUGUUUUUUCACAUCAUACUUGUAAAGUACAACAUGCAACAUAUUAUGACAUUGUUAAGGGUAAGAGAGGGAAUCAGACUUAGUGAACGGAAUCAGACUAAUGGAAUCAGGCUACAAGUGGAAGCAGUAUAGUAGAAUCAGAAUAAUGAGUAGAAUCAAGAUACUAGAAUCAAGCUUGUGGAUAGAAUCAGGAGCAGCGGACUCUGAGUACGUCGACGAAUGUGGUGGCCGCGCGCUCUCUAUCGUAUGCGUCCGAAAUACUCUCUCCCUGCAGGCAUCGCUUUGGUCCAUCAUGUUUUGCAGCUCCAACUGGUCGCGUUGGUCUCCUUGCAACUUCGCCCGCAGUUCUUGCAUGCUGUGCGUUGCGUUUCUACUUGGGGACCUGGCUUGCAUGUUGGGUAUGUGUGUCUGCGUAGCUGCUUCCGUUCACUCCUCAGCGUCCACAUUAAGACACGCGCCAGCAAUUUGCUGUUGGCGAUCCCGGUUGACAAAGUGACAUCUGAAGUAGUCAAAAAAAUAAAAAGCUCAACGCUUAGAAAGAUAAAAGCCGACUAUAGAAAAGAGACGCUAGAACUGCGCCCAUCUACUGCUCUCUGCCUCGUGCUACUUCUCUGCGCUCCUUCUUCGCGGCGGUGCUUCUAGGUUGCAACAGAAAAGCGCGCAAAAGCGCGAUGCUUUGUGGGGGCGAAAUUGCCGGACUUCAACGAAAAAAGGCUUUUUUUUGCGAUUUUUGUUGAAAAAUAGGGGGGGAACUCUCGCAAAUUUCCAAAAAUCGGCUUCGUUUUUCGUGUUUUUACUUGGGGAAAUCCGGCCGAGACAGGCCGAGGGCGAUGGUAAGCGCCUCCUCGGUCUGUACUGCGCAGAAGCGCGGCGCUAUAUAUGUUCCGCGGCCGCCGCAGUCGAUGCUUGCCAUCCCGCCCUGCCUAUCCUGGUCUGUCCCCCCGCGCUCCGCCCCGGCUACGAUUUGGAGCUGCGCCCAAGGCCUUGCGCACCGACUGACAGACCAGGCGGCCCCCCCCGCCCGUUCGGUGGGCCGCCUAGAAAGUUGCGCCCGCAGGUACAUCGCCGCACGGCCCGGGGCCGUCGGUGCUUCGAUUUUUGGGUGGGGCGACUCCACUCGCGUUUCAAGUGGUCGGGGCCGCAGUGGCGCAGAUGCUUGCAUGCAUGUGAGUGUCGGCUGGGACUGCCCUGCGCCCGCCCCCAGGCGCCGCCUCCCGACCUAGGGGCAGCCAGCUUCCCGAGGGCGCAGCCAUCUGUAUGUCGCAGCAGGGCGGGUCCCGUAGGCUAGCGACCUGGCGCUGCCAAUGCCUAGGGGCGAGGCCUGCCGGCGGCGAGGCUGUCUUCCCGGUCUCUGUCCGCCUGUGAGCAGCGCCUCCCGGCACGGGCGGUGGCGCCUCGCACUGCCUGGAUUCUUUGAUUAUGGGAGGCACCUCCCACCCUCCCCUUUCUCAUACUCGCGCAGGGGAGUAUGAAAGGUGUCGAGGUGUGUGCUCGUGUGGGGGGGGGGGAACGAAGACUCGCCCCAGCGAAUGGUGGGCGCGGGGCUUGUCGGGCGAGUGUUUGGCAUGUGCAGGCAUGUUGGCCGUUUUUCCGUGGCUCCCUCUGCGUUUUCCCAGCAGCCGACCGUGCGCGGGCGCAAGCAAAGCACGGACUGGAUAGCGCAGCACUAGCCUGAUUCCACUAGUCUGAUUCCACUGGCAAAGCUGAUCCCAUUAUGCCGAUUCGAUACCUUAGCCGGAUUCCAUUGGCCUGAUUCCAUAAAUAAGUCUGAUUCCGUAAAUCCUUUAGUCUGAUACCAUCGACGACCUUUGUUAAGCGUGAGCUGAACAACCUCGAAAACUUCCAUUAAAUUCCCACCUUAUCAGGUCAAACUCCGUUUUUCCUACGUCAUUAAGCUGGAGGACAUAAUCCGGGAUCCCAAAACCAACAAAGUGACAAAGCUCGUCUGUUCGCACGACCCGGCCACACGGGACAGCAUGCCGACGGAUCGGAAAGUGCUAUCGAAGGAAAAAGCUGUGUUAGUGUAGGUCUCUUGGGAAAACAGCAUGAGAAGUUUGUCUGCCAUGACAGGAAAAACUUGUCAUGCGCAGAUAGGACGGGAAAAGAAACACGUAGGAAGCGAGCCUACCAUGCAUGUGGGGCAUGACAAACGUAAGGGCUUUGCAUUUUCUGCAUCACAGAGUUCUUACACUAACAACGUUUUUUUCUUGGAUAGGUGAAGGGCAUUAUCCACUGGGUCGACGGCAGCACUGCGGUGAACUGCGAGGUACGGCUGAUCAACCAGCUGUUCAACGAGUUUCCCAAGGAAGGCGACUACGACAUGAUGGACUUUUUGAACCCGGAGAGCUUGCAACGAUUCGCAAACGCGAAGGCCGAACGCGCUUUAAAAGACGAGGUGUUCGAGGCCAACAAAUUUUCCGUGAAGCGCUACCAGUUCGAAAGAAAAGGCUUCUACUGCAGCGACCGGGACAGCAGCGCGGAGAAAUUGGUGUUCAACCGGAUCGUGCAGCUCAAGGAAAGCGCGUACUUGAAUUAUAGAUUGCGGUUUCUCAUUUAUCAUUUUGAUUGCGUUCAGCAUCUCCAUCUCAAAUUGCUCCACUAGUGGGAUUUUAGCAUGAGAAGUCCAGCUGUUGUCAAACUGAAAUGUUAAUAGUACUAUGUACAACUACAAAACUAUCGCAGCGUGGUGAAGAACAUGCAGGACAGCAACCAGGGUUCCCGCAAGGAGGAGCAGGAGCGCCAAAAGGCCGAGAAGGACCGGCUCCGAAAAAUCGCACCGACGGAGCUGUUCAAGCAGGGCGAACACGAGGGGAAGUACAGCAAGUUCGACGACAAGGGCCUCCCGACCCACGACGCCGAAGACGCGGAGCUGACGAAAAGCAUGCGGAAAAAACUGCAGAAAGAGUGGGAAAAGCAGGACAAACUGCACCAAGCCUACCUGAAAGAGGUCGCCGGGGCAUAAGGAGCUUAUUUGCUGGUGUGGUACUAGCUAAGCAUCCGAUGCUGUCGCUGGUGGGAGAGCAAAUGACGCGUUGUGUCGAGACCGUAGAGUGCCGCGCAGGAAGACAAGGAGCAGCCGCACAACUCGCGGCACAACUACCAGUUACCAAGUAAAUGAAAAGAACAGCACAACUGGCACUUCGCAGUCAUCGUGCUGUGUGCGCGGCUGCACUUCGCGACAGUAGAUGAGUUGUACCCGCUCCCGCUCUCAAGACACAAAAUGACUGACGCACCCUUGCUGCGAGCAGAACUACGCAUCGACAGCAUGCUUUAUUGACCACUCAGUACUGUCUAUCAAGUAUCAACGCAAAAAUAGCAGGAAAAAAACCUGAAGCAGAUACAACUAU
Messenger RNA from Amoebophrya sp. A120, 5287 nucleotides. NCBI's taxonomy places the organism in Eukaryota, Dinophyceae, Syndiniales, Amoebophryaceae. The record is from the annotation of a GenBank genome assembly.